GUCCCCCAAAGCCAAGCCAAGACUGAAGGUGGGAAAGUUUAUUGAAAAGAAUGAUCGUUCCACUAGGUUGAUGACAUACAGUAGUCGCGUAGGGUGUACUGGAUGAGUUUCUUCCAUGCUGUUGAUACGCCAGAACACUAUGAACCACCUACAGGACUACUCGGGACCGACUCGGAGUAGAAUGUACACAAAUGGCGCACAGUUAGUAGUGUGUACCUUGGUUUACCGGUAUGCAGGUCUGGUUGUAAUUGUGUCAGGUUUUGGUAAAGUAUUGUUGAUUUGCGAUCUUGGUAUAACUCUCUCCGUACUGGGGGAUCAGAUCAGCUGAGUGAGAAUACUGUCAGGAAUUACCGCCUACCAUCUUCGGGACCACUCUCACUUGCUGCUCCUGCUCU
Molecule: messenger RNA, 395 nt
Organism: Aspergillus homomorphus CBS 101889
Lineage: Eukaryota; Fungi; Ascomycota; Eurotiomycetes; Eurotiales; Aspergillaceae
Exons: 1
Coding region: 116-328 (70 amino acids)
Source: RefSeq, a predicted model, not a curated record